AUGUCGGAAGCUGGAUACAACGGGAUCGAGGAACUGAUGAAGGCCGAGCAGGAAGCUGCUGCCAUCGUUCAAGAGGCACGACAGAAGAGACAGUCUGCGAUGUCGGAUGCCAAAGAGAAGGCUAAAGAAGAGAUUGAAUCUUAUCGCGCAACCAUGGAAGCUGAAUUCCAGGAAAAACAAAAAUCUAGCGAAGGAGCUGGUUCCCAGAAGGAGGUUGAAAAACUCAGUGCUGAAACAGAGGCAGAGAUUGUGAAUCUCAACAAAGAUUACGAGGCUAAUCACGAGAAAAUGCUAGACUUGAUUGUGAACACUGUCUUAAAUGUUAACCCUCAUAUCCCUGAGAAGAAGAAGAAGAGACAGCAUUAAGGCGUUGUUGUUACUAUUACUAUUAUAGAAAUAGACUAUUCU
Blastocystis hominis is the source of this 408-nucleotide messenger RNA. RefSeq lists its product as hypothetical. The coding region runs from base 1 to 366 and encodes 121 amino acids. The record is from RefSeq and is a predicted model, not a curated record. Gene Ontology annotation, cellular component: vacuolar proton-transporting V-type ATPase complex. The transcript has 4 exons. Gene Ontology annotation, molecular function: proton-transporting ATPase activity, rotational mechanism. Gene Ontology annotation, biological process: proton transmembrane transport. Lineage: Eukaryota; Bigyra; Opalinata; Blastocystidae.